This is a messenger RNA of Amorphotheca resinae ATCC 22711, 2244 nucleotides long. RefSeq lists its product as hypothetical. Gene Ontology annotation, molecular function: peptidyl-proline dioxygenase activity; iron ion binding; L-ascorbic acid binding. Bases 1 to 2013 code for a protein of 670 amino acids. NCBI's taxonomy places the organism in Eukaryota, Fungi, Ascomycota, Leotiomycetes, Helotiales, Amorphothecaceae. The transcript has 2 exons. Gene Ontology annotation, biological process: regulation of translational termination; peptidyl-proline hydroxylation. Gene Ontology annotation, cellular component: cytoplasm. The record is from RefSeq and is a predicted model, not a curated record.
AUGAAGAGGAAAGCCGAAUCACAAACCAAUAGCCACAAUGGCAAGGGUAUUCUCAAGAAACGUGCAAAGACGGUUCUCUCGGAAGAGGAGGUGUUGAACAGUUUCCGUAAGGGACUGUUUGCCAAGGAUGUUUUGCAGAAAUAUACAGCAGAGUAUGCGGAAUCAGAACCAUACAAGCAUGGCGUGAUUAACUCCUUGAUCAACGACACCCUUCUACGCUCUGUCCGCAAUGAAAUCCGCGAGAACGUGCACUUCACUCCCAAAGAAACCGACAUUUAUAAAAUCCAUCAAUCGGGUGAUCUGGCCAAUCUCGAUGGCUUAGAGGAUGCUGCGCUCGAAAAGCUGCCCAGUCUCCUGAGACUGAGGGAUGCGCUGUACUCGGAGACGUUCCGGAAAUAUGUCUCCGAGAUUACGGGGUCUGGGGAGUUAAGUGGCAGGAAGACGGAUAUGGCUAUCAAUGUUUACACGCCUGGUUGCCAUUUGCUGUGCCAUGACGACGUGAUUGGGAGUCGGCGCGUCAGCUACAUCCUCUAUCUCACAGACCCAGACAUACCGUGGAAAGCCGAAUGGGGUGGUGCUCUUCGAUUAUACCCUACGAAAACGUUCGAGGAUGAAACAGGAGAAAAGACCAAGACCCCCAGUCCAGACUUUUCGAAAGUGAUUCCGCCGGCUUGGAACCAGUUGAGUUUCUUUGCUGUCCAGCCCGGCGAGAGUUUCCAUGAUGUGGAAGAGGUUUAUCAUGCCAGCACUAAGGAGGAGUUGGAGAAAGAGGGAGGACGAAUUAGGAUGGCGAUCAGUGGGUGGUAUCAUAUUCCACAGAUCGGGGAGGAGGGGUAUGUUGAGGGUGCAGAGGAGAAGUGGGGCAAAAACAGCAGCUUGAUGCAACUCCAGGGCAAUCCGGAUCGGUAUGAUUUCCCUCAACAGCAGCCUGUUACUGUUGAAGCUCCUACGGAGCCGAAUGAAGAAAAGGGUCUUGAGGAGGCCGAUCUAGAAUUCUUGCUCAAAUACAUGGCGCCGACAUAUUUGACUCCUGAUACCCUGGAACAAGUUUCGGAACGUUUCCUCGGUCUAUCAAGUGUUACGCUCGAUGGCCUCUUAUCCAAAAAAUUUGCCGACAAAGUCCGCUCGUACAUCGAAGCACAGGAAACAGCCCCCUUACCAGAUGACAGCGCCGAGAUUGAAAAAAGCACCUCGUGGAAAGUCGCCAAACCACCACACAAGCACCGGUUUCUUUACCAACAGCCAUCCACAGAGAAGACCACAAGCGACACUACAGAAAUGAAUCCAAUUCAGGAACUGCUCGAAGUCUUCCUACCAAGCCGUCAAUUCCGCCGCUGGCUCGAAAUAGCCACCGAAUGCGAGAUCGAGAAUUACGAUAUCCUGGCCCGACGCUUCCGCAAAGGUCAAGAUUAUGCGCUCGCAACUAGUCACGAUGGGCAAUCGAGAUUGGAAAUCAGCCUUGGACUUACGCCUACGGGUGGCUGGGGAGUUGACUCCGACUCAGAGGAUGAAGAUGAUGAGGAGAAAGAGGAGAAGGAAGGGGAGGACGGGGAGAAUGGGGAGAAGAAACCCAAUGGGAAGCCCUCUGAGAAAUCGACCGAGUCCAAUGACAAGAAAGAAACGACUGAGAACUCGGAAGAAGAACCAGAUGACGUCGGCGGGCACGAAGUCUACAUGGCUGGCGACGACGACGACUCCUCAUCGAACGGCGACGCUGCAAUCUACAAAACGUCCUCAGACCCUGAUGACGACAAUGUCCUGUUCUCGAUGCCGGCGAGCUGGAAUAAGAUGAGUAUAGUGUUGCGGGACAGCGGGAUCUUGAAAUUCGUGAAGUACGUAAGUAAGAAAGCGGAGGGUGACAGAUGGGACAUUGCAGGCGCGUUCGGUGUUCGUGAUCUUGAAGAUGGAGACGAGGAGGAGGGAAAUGGCGAGGAGAAUAUGGUUUCGCUUGAGAGCAGUGAAGAGGAAGUCUUUAAUGGCUUUCCGGAUUCAGAGCAAAGUGAUUCGGAUUGAGAUGCUGGCUAUCUACCUAGACCAUGAGAUCUUGAGCAGAUAAAGGAGGCGGGCACUCUUGUUCGGACGAGUUGCAUAGCAUAGAGCUUUGUGUUGCCGCUCACAUUUGACAUAUGAGUCGGCUUUCGACCUGGUUCCCUUCAAACAUACACGCCCGGGUUGGCAAUUGUACGAUCUUAACGAAUAUAUCAAGUCUAUCAUUAAAUGACCUCCAGGGUGAGAGAAAACCAG